AUGGCCAACAUGUUUGGUAUUGAAUUAAACGGGCGCAUCGAAGGCGGGGAGCAUGACAACAUUUUACAUGAGCAACAUUCAUUUAUGGAAGAAGACUUUGACAACAACACCUAUCGCGAUGUCGCUGACGGACAAAUCACUGCUCCUCCGCCAAGCUCUUCCUAUAUGGAGGCACCGAAUAUGGAGGCCAUUGACAUCGGAUCCGUCACAUCAUCUGUGAAUCCUGGUGGAGUCCGAGUCGGGCCACAGGAUUUUGAGCUACUGAAAGUCCUUGGCAAAGGCGGCUAUGGAAAGGUGUUCCAAGUGCGCAAGUUGACCGGCACGGAUAAGACCAAAAUCUUUGCGAUGAAGGUUUUGAAGAAGGCGACUAUCAUCCGCAACCAGAAAGAUACAGCCCAUACAAAGGCUGAGCGCAAUAUUUUGGAGGCCGUGAAGAGCCCGUUCAUUUGUGAUCUACAUUACGCGUUUCAAACAAACGGAAAGCUUUAUCUGAUCCUUGAAUAUCUGAGCGGCGGCGAACUCUUUAUGCACCUUGAGCGUGAAGGAAUUUUCAUGGAAGAGACAGCUGCUUUCUAUCUGUCCGAAAUCAUCGUAGCCCUCGACCAUCUUCAUCAACAAGGAAUCAUUUACCGCGAUCUCAAACCGGAAAACAUCAUGCUUGAUGGAAAUGGUCACGUCAAACUAACCGACUUUGGACUAUGCAAAGAGUCAAUCGAAGGAGAUGCCAAGACACACACCUUCUGCGGCACAAUUGAAUAUAUGGCUCCGGAGAUUCUGAUGCGUUGCGGUCACGGGAAAGCCGUUGACUGGUGGAGUCUGGGAGCACUGAUGUUUGACAUGCUUACCGGAGGACCACCAUUUACGGCCGAGAAUCGAAAGCGUACCAUCGACAAAAUUCUGAAGGGGCGCUUGACACUCCCGGCGUAUCUCAGUUCCGAAGCUAGAGAUUUGAUUAAGCGCCUAUUGAAGCGUCACGUGGAAACACGUCUUGGCGCUGGCCCCGAAGAUGCAGAGGAGAUCAAACGCCAUGAGUUUUUCCGGCACAUCGAUUGGCACCAAGUUAUGACUCGUCAGAUGGAACCGCCAUUCACGCCGGAGAUUCGCGAUGAAACGGACGUCUCGCUGUUUGAUACAAAAUUCACAAAAAUGACACCGGUGGACUCGCCAUGUGAUCAGACCUUUUCCAUUCCCAGCGGAGAGAACCCGUUCGUUGGAUUUACCUAUGUGGCGCCAAAUCUGCUCCAGGAAAUGGAGCAACCACACAGCAGCUACAGGCCGCGACGUCGACAUGUCAAUCAACCCCACAACAUUCCGCAUGCAAUGGGCAGCUUCCAGCCGUCGCUGCGUAACUUGCCGGUACUUGAGGAGAGCAUGGACACAAGCGGGACCAUUUUCGGAUCUCCUUCACAACCAAUGUCCAUUAAUAUGCCCCAUCGCACUUUCCAU
Messenger RNA from Mesorhabditis spiculigera, 1446 nucleotides. The record is from the annotation of a GenBank genome assembly. NCBI's taxonomy places the organism in Eukaryota, Metazoa, Nematoda, Chromadorea, Rhabditida, Rhabditidae.